This is a messenger RNA of Meloidogyne enterolobii, 2320 nucleotides long. NCBI's taxonomy places the organism in Eukaryota, Metazoa, Nematoda, Chromadorea, Rhabditida, Meloidogynidae. The record is from the annotation of a GenBank genome assembly.
GAUGGACUUGUCCGUUGUUCAAUGGCUGUUGGCACUCCAGACUAUAUUAGCCCUGAAGUUCUCCGUUCACAAGGAGGAGAGGGUGUUUAUGGACGGGAAGUCGAUUGGUGGGCUGUUGGAGUAUUUCUUUAUGAAAUGCUUUUUGGAGAAACUCCUUUUUAUGCUGAAAGUUUAGUCCAAACUUAUUCAAAAAUUAUGGAUCACAACAAACAAUUAAAAUUUCCUGGAGAUGUUAAAGUGACUAGCAGUGCUAAAGAUAUUAUUCGAAGUUUUCUUUCUGAACCUAACAUUCGACUUGGACGUGAUGGAAUUUCUGCGAUACGAGGACAUGCAUUCUUUAAAAAUUCUGUUUGGACUUUUGACUCAAUUCAAAAAUCAACACCUCCAUAUGUUCCCGAUCUUCUUGGUGAUGAUGAUACUUCCCAUUUUGACGAUGUUGAACCUGCGGAUCCUGUUGAUUGUGAAAGUUUUCAAAUUCCAAAGGCUUUUACCGGCAAUCAAUUACCUUUUAUUGGAUUUACUUUCUCCAACGAAUUUGGUCCAUUGGAUUUAAUUAAAAAACAACUUGAAGAAGCCGUACUUCAGCCAAUUGUAAAUGGAAAUAAUAAUUUGUUAGACACUCCUGCAGUUAAUGGGACUUGUGGAGGUGAAAAUAAUGGUCAUUUAGAAGAGGUUGACGAGUUAACCAACGAAAAUGAACUUCUCCAGCAACAAUUAAAAAAUAUUAAAGAACAAUUAGAAAUAGAGACAAAUUCUGCAAAGGCUGAGAUUGAUUUGUUGGCAAAGGAAAGAGAAAUUUUGGAAAUGAAAUGCGCAGAAAUGAAGCAAAAUCAAGAAAUGAUCGAGUCAGAAGUUGAUUCUCUAAAACAAGAGAAGGAGAAUUUGUCAGGUCGAAUAAAAGAGCUUGAAAUAGAGGUUGGAAAGUUGACACCAACUCAACAAGAGGCAGAACAGUUGCGAGAGACAAAUAAAAUGUUGGAGCUUCAUCUUCAAAAAUGUAAGGAACAACUUGAGCAACAGCAGCAAAUAAACAACCAUCAUUUGAAUAAUAACAACAAUGCAACUGCAGCACCUGCUGUUCCACCACCACGACUUUCUCAUGAGGUUGGAGAAUUGAAAUAUCAAAGACGAGUUCUCGAAAAUAAAAUUGAAGACCUUCAGGAGCAGCUGGAGGGACAAAGACGACUUUUCUCAGAUUGUCAACAAAGACUUGAAGCUGAGCAAAAAUUAUCUGGACUUUUCAAAGUUGAAAUUGAGGCACGGGCAAAGGAUAAUGAAGAAAAGGAGAAAAAAUUUCAAAAUAUGGGACAACAAAUUGAAGAAUUUGUACUUACAUUGGAACGGGAACGUGUUUCGCAUCAACAUUUGCAAAAUAGUUUUGUUGACCUGCAAAAAGAUAAGUCCUUUUUGGAGACUGAAUUGCGUGCAGCAAUGCAAAGGCAUGAACAAGAAUAUAAAUCGUUGACAACUAAUCUUAAUUUGGCAUCCAAAAAAGAAAAUGAAUUAAUUAGCCAAAAUAAACAACUUCAAGAGGAAAUUAACCAAAUACGUAAACAUUCACAUGGACCUAUGGGAUUAGCUCCAGUUUUUGGCGGAACAAAUACUUUAUCUAGUGCUGUUUCUACUUCUUCACUUGUUUCUGCGACAAAUUCUUUUGCUUCAGUUCAAUUACACAAUAAUAAUAAUUCUAUUCUCUCAUCCUCUGGCGAAUUGGAAAUGCUAUCUAGAGAUCAACUUAUUCAUCGCUGUCAACGCGAAAUUAAACUUAAAGAACAAGUUAUUGAAAAGUUAGCUUAUUUGGGUCGACAGAAAGGCAUUAAUGAUGAUUCUGCUGGACGUGCAAAUUCUAAAAAGAAGAAAAAACAUGUGGAUGAGAAACGUGUUCGUGAUCUUGUUGAAUUUCAAAUGGAACAGGAACGAAAAAAAUAUCUUCAGAAAAUUGCACAGCUUGAAGAAAUUAUUCAAGAUUUACAUCAAAAUUUGGUUGAAGAGCAAAGAAAGAAGGCUGAUUUAAUUGAUGAAGUGAAUCUUUAUAAGAAGGGUGGCGCAGAGCACAUUGACUUAAAUUCUGCUCAAACUUUUCGUGAUAGACGUAUUCCUCGUCGAAGGCAAGGAGGAGGACAAUAUCAAAAUCUUGAGAAUGACAACGAUCCGGUAUAAAAGGAAAAUAAUUAAGAUGACUGCACUUAAAUACGUAUGUGCCUUAAAAAUGAAGCAAUAAAAAGUGACCUUUUGAUUUUAACAAACAAUGAAAAGUAAAAUCCCAUAUUUAAAAUUUUAGUAAUAAUAUUCUCUUUGCAAUGCCUCUUAAAAAUUGUCA